This is a messenger RNA of Scophthalmus maximus (turbot), 1782 nucleotides long. RefSeq names its product RNA polymerase I subunit E (gene polr1e). NCBI's taxonomy places the organism in Eukaryota, Metazoa, Chordata, Actinopteri, Pleuronectiformes, Scophthalmidae. Bases 150 to 1691 code for a protein of 513 amino acids. Gene Ontology annotation, molecular function: DNA binding. Gene Ontology annotation, cellular component: RNA polymerase I complex. The record is from RefSeq and is a predicted model, not a curated record. Gene Ontology annotation, biological process: transcription elongation by RNA polymerase I; RNA polymerase I preinitiation complex assembly; nucleolar large rRNA transcription by RNA polymerase I. The transcript is spliced from 13 exons.
UCUGGACUGUCUCCUGGGGCGACGUGACCGUGUGUGUCACGCAUCUGUCGGUGUCAUCCCCGUCGACAGCUCGGUGCGAUAACAACAGAUAGUCAGACAGACGCCGGCUGUAAAACCUCUCUCCCGGUCCAACGCGUGUGAAUGUUAAAAUGUAUAAUAAUCUCCUCCCGAGCGCACUCGUUCAAACGUGUCGUCCCACCCAGACUCACGAGGUGGCGCUGUGCUUCCGCUCCGUGUCCGCGGCUCUUCGCCCCGGCAACACGCAUCUUACGCUAAACCACCACAGGGCGGCGCUGCUGAACCUCCAGAGCCACUCUUCCAUCCUUCUUCAAUCUUUUCAGUCAAUUUAUUUUCUUAUUUUGACUACUUUGACAACCUUGGCGAAGGCGGAAGUAGAGAGCAGUGAACCCUCUUGGCUCACCGGGCGACACAUGACAACAACAAUGGCCGCCUCCUGCUCGCUGGAGUGUUGUGGAGAGGAGAGAGAUGCAGACAAAGCAGUCAUUGUCCGCUUCUCAAACGGCAGCGUCGGAAAUGCAGACAAACUCGAUUUCUCGCUGUACAAGAGCGCAGAUGAGGUGAACCCCCGGAAGAAGAGCAGGCGGAUAUUGGUUGCCGAAACAGACAGACUGUCCUACGUUGGGAGUAAUUUCGGAGCCGGGUCACUGAAGUGCAACAGCCUUUGCAACUACUAUGUCGGAGUGUUGAACAAACGGACCAAGCAAAUGGAAGUGCACAGUGCUCAGCUCUUCAACAUGCAGCCUACUAUGCCAGGAGAAACGGACGAGGCAAAAUCCGAGGACACUACUCGGACCUACAGAGAUAAGGUCGACUCUUUGAUUGAGGCGUUUGGCACCAACAAACAGAAGAGAGCUCUGACUUCCCGCAGGCUGAAUCAGGUGGGCAGUGAUACACUGCACCAAGCUGUGGCUAAAGCUGCCAGCAAUGUGAUCGACCAGAAAGGUCUGGAAGCUCUGCAACAGGAAGUUGCUGAUAUGGAGUCCCAAGGAGACCUGGCUCUCCACCUGCCUCCCUGCGACGCAACUGCAGACAAACCUGAGAACGUCUACAUGUUUGACGAUCUCCUGAGUCCAGUUGAGUUUGCCGCUUUGGAGACUGCCGGUUCCAAGAUGGCUGCACUCACCACCGAGGAGCUGCAGAAGAUGACAGAUGAUGGACGGUGUCUGUGUGUCGUGGCGCACCUAGAGAAUAUGCCAGGUGUUGGUGAAGCUAGAGAUAAAGUGGCACGCUGCGCCUUUUACCUUUCUCUGCUGCUCAAGCUGGCACGGCAGAAGAGCCUCACCCGCAAGUUUGGGCAGGAGGAAGGCUGCCCGCGCAUCAUUCUGAGCAAACUGUUCAAAACAUUCACAGUGGAGACUUUCAGCAAUGGCAGGGUUGUGAACAUUUUGUCAACAUCAAUGCGAGCCAAAUUAGCAGCUUAUUCUCUGGCCCUGCUGCUGCAUAUGGGUCACAUGACCGCUGACCUCACAUUACUGCACCGUGACCUGGGAAUCACUGAGGCCAGGAUGAUCGAAGUUGCAAAGUCAAUGGGACUGACCCUAAUUAAACCGGCCCGGACAAAGAAGGACGAUGCUGAACUGCAAGGCGAACACAGGCAGGCGUCUCUUCGUCUACCUCUGGUCAAAUCUGAUAAGUUCACGGAGAGACGGAAACGCAAGAAAAUGAUCUGAAGACCAUGAAAAGAAAAGAGCUGGAUAAAGAGAGAAGAUCUGUUUAUUAAUGCGUUUUGUAGACAAAUAAAAGGGGGAUCUUUGAAUUAUA